AUCUAGAAGUUUCUUCUGGACUUUGUCAAGCUACAAGUUGUCCCCCCAUACCACAUCUACAUAUCUUGAGGGAGAGAGUUAGGUUAGGUUCUGGAAUUCUAUUCUGGAAGAAAUCGAAAUGCAGGAGGAGAGCCUAGCCGAUGGCUGUCAGGGAUGCCAGAGGCUCAUGGACUCUAACGAGAAAACGGCGGCGAUCAUUUUGCGGGCAUGGCACAACAGGGGCUUUGAGAUCUGCAAGCUCCUGAAGACGAAGGAGCAUUACAAGCAAAAAGCAAUGGAGAGCUCGAAUAAUUUGCAUAUGUACCAAGUCAUGAUUGAGGUGGCAGAGAACCGGAACAACGAGUUACAAUUGCAGGUAAUGGAGUCCAAGAUGAGAACCCUCCAGGUCCACUCGUCCAUGCUCAGCUUGACCGCCGACAGGGAACAGCUGCAGCACGAAGUGGACUUACGCAAGAAAGAGAAUGAAGAACUAAAAGCUGUGGCCGAACAGAGAAAAACAAAGACCUCUGCCGCCCUGAUGGAACAGCGUAAGGUCCUGGAUCGAAUAUCCCGGACUGAGGUGGCCGUAUUUCAACUAAAGCUUAAAAAUUCUGACCUCGUCAAUGCGGCUAGAAUGCUCAGAAGUUCGGAUAGAAGCAACCAAUUAAGGGAGCAACGAUUAAAUAAGGAGUUGCAGCUAAAAUCUGAGAUGAUAAUUAUCAUGCAGAAUGAAAUAGAUUUACUUAAGGAGAGAGCUGAGGAAUGGAAUGACAAAGAGCUAAAGGAGAACGAACAACAAAUGCAUCCAUUGAUAGACCAACUGCAGGACCUCUCCAGGGAUCACAGUUCUCUCAAUGCACAGAAAGCACAGGAUUGCAAUGGCACGAGCUCCGUUUUUCAGACACUCUGGCCGACAAGCUUGUCGAGAAAUCCCCAGCCAACAAUACAAAAGGCCUUUCCAUUCUUCCUUAAACUGAAGUAAGUUUCACGGAGUUUCUAACAGUUUGAAAAAUGUUUCUAAAAGCGUGUAAAAAAAUUAUUUAAAAUU
Molecule: messenger RNA, 1027 nt
Organism: Drosophila persimilis
Lineage: Eukaryota; Metazoa; Arthropoda; Insecta; Diptera; Drosophilidae
Exons: 5
Coding region: 119-961 (280 amino acids)
Source: RefSeq, a predicted model, not a curated record